This is a messenger RNA of Ascoidea rubescens DSM 1968, 2538 nucleotides long. RefSeq lists its product as uncharacterized. Bases 1 to 2538 code for a protein of 845 amino acids. Lineage: Eukaryota; Fungi; Ascomycota; Saccharomycetes; Ascoideales; Ascoideaceae. The record is from RefSeq and is a predicted model, not a curated record. The transcript has a single exon.
AUGUCAAUGCUAAUGACAUCUAGACCUGAUUUAAUUACAGAUUCCAACGACUUUGUUAAAGAAGACCCCUUUUCCUCUGAAUCCGAUCUCGAUAACCAAAACCAAUCCCAAAUUCAAAUUCAUCAUAAUAACCAAAUUCAUCACAAUAAUCACCUUCACAACAUGAAUAUCCAAAAUAACGAUCAUAUCUCAAUCAAUUCUUCUUUAAAGCAAAAUAUCAACUACAACAACAACCCCAAUCUCAACAUCGGCAUCAAUAACGGCAUCAAUGAUGAUCUCAAUAUCAACAAUAUUAACGACAUAAAUGAUUUAAACAACAUAAACGAUAUAAACAUGAAUAACAUGAAUAACAUGAAUAAUAUAAACCAUAUAAACCAUAUAAACCAUAUGAAUCAUAUGAAUCAUAUAAAUCAUAUGAACAACAUUAACAACAUGAACAACAUGCAUAUGAACAAUCUAAAUAUGAACAAUAUGGAUAUAAACAAUAUGAGCAUCAACAAUAUCAAUAAUAUGGCUAGUAUGAAUAAUUUGGCUAUUGAAAAUAUCAACAACAACAAUGAACCUAAUAAUGGUAACCUUAAUAAAAAUGACGGAUCAAAUAUUAAAAAUCUCAAUAAUGACCAAUCAAUUCAAAUCAAUCAAAACCAAAACAACCAAAACAACCAAAACAACCAAAUCUCAAAAAUCAUCAAUUCUCCUAAAUCUUUUGACAAUUCUACUGAUCAACAAUCACUAAACGUUCAAAAUGACUCAAUCAACACACCCACCCCAAAUACCACAAAUAUUUCAGAAAACCAGGAUAACUCAAAAAACUCCAACAAUUCAAACAACUCAAAUUCUGAUGAUGACUCAAAUGAUAAAUCUCAAGAUCUAUCUCAAGAUCUAUCCCCCAAACCAAUGAUAAAAAAGAACUCAGGCUCUCAAGGUCCUCAAGAUACCACAUUAAAUCCCUUUAUUUUGGACCGCUCUUCAAUUGAUGCCACAAAAUGGUCAAAAGAAAUGAACGACUUAUUCAUCAACCUAUUGAUAAGGGAAAGUGGUGAAAACUUUUAUGAAAAAAAUGAAAAUGACUGGUCAAAAGAUAGCUGGGACAGAAUCACUAAAGAAUUGGACUUAGCCUUUCCAUUGAAAGCUAAAGUCAAUAAAUUCGAUAAAACUAAAUUGAAAAAGCAUCUAAAAAUCCUUAAAGAUGAACACGCCUACUGGAGAUUUAUUAAAGACAAUGCAAAGGGCUUUAAAUGGCUAAAUAAAAAAGGCUGCUUCAAUCUAGAUUAUUACGAAGUCGACCAUUAUUUCGCUCUAAAUAAAUUCAUUGAAGAUGAAGACGUAGUUAAAAAAUACCAAAGGAAAAAAAGUUGGGUCAAAAAAUUUUGCAUUCCUCAUGCUUGUGACUACUUGGUUUCAUAUGAUAAAUUCAUCUAUAACCAACCUCUAAACCACAACGUCACAAUAUCUGACAACCCAAACUCUUACGAUGAUAACGACAACUUUCAAAAUCAAAACAGUAAUCCUUACGAUUAUGAUCUGGCCGAUGAUGAUGAUGAUGACGACGAGGAUGAAGAUGAAGAUGAACUUCCCCCUCCUCUUCCAAGAGAAAAACAGUUUUACGCUGACGAUGAUGAAGAUGAUGACAAUUAUGACAAUAAUCAAAUUAUCAACAACGAAAACAAAAAUAUACAAAAUCAAAAUCAAAAUCAAAGUCAAAGUCAAAGUCAAAGUCAAAGUCAGAAUCAAAUUCAGAACCAGAAUCAACUUCAGUUUCCAACCCAAAAUAUUGAUAAUGACCAACAAAAUCUUCAACAGAACAACCCAAACUUAAUUACCAACUCAACCUCAAAACCUAAUUCUCUUCAAAUCCAAAACCAACCUCUGGCUUCUAUCUCAAACCCAACCUUGAAAUCUGAUGAUAAAAGAGAUCCUGUCAAGGAUAUAAUAGCUGAUGACGAUGAUGAUGAUGACGACGACGAACUAGACGAAGAUGAUAAUGUCCUAUUAGAAAUGAGUGGCUACAAUAGAAGUAGUAACAACAAUAAUAGUAAUAACACUACUAACAAUAACAACAGCAAAAAUAACACUUGUAACAACAGCAAUCCUCCUAAUGGAUCUGCUCGUCGUCCCUCAACUUAUAAUGGCAAUAGAAUAACAAAAAGAAAAUCUCAAAGAAAUUCUAGAACUUUAAACAACAACAAUAUGAAUGGUAGAAAAGAAUAUAUCAUUAAUGGUUUGAACAGUACUUUUAGUAACGGUUACACUAAUUCUUCUAAUACAACUGCUUUUUCCGAUAAUUUCAACAAUGACCCAUUUGUGAUAAAUAAUGUAUAUCAACAUUUAUUUAUCUUAAAUAAUUCUGAUGCCUUUGAUAAGUUGACAAAAAUUGUUAUGAAUUAUGUGAUAGACAGUAAAAUCACAGUCAAAUCUCAAAGAAUCAUUUCAAAAUUGAUUCUUAAUGAUAUAAUACUUUUUAACUUUUUAAAUGAUGAUGGGUUCUCCGACAAAGAUAAAAUCAGAUAUAUCAAUGAUUUAACUAAAGAUUAUUAA